CGUGCAGGAGGGAGGGAGCCUGGACCACAAACGUGACUUUUCCCUCCGAGCAGACAGCGUUUCGGGUGAAUGACACGGUGCUGGUGACGUGCGCCAAGGAGCCUGAAUCCGGCACGUUCCCUGCAAACUGCACAGAGCUGACGGACCGUGAGGCAGUCUGGGAUAUCAGUGGAGUCAAGUGUCUCAGGAUGUGCAAUGACUGGGUGAGGCAGGUGGAUUUUGACCCUGCACAGACGGAGUUAGGCGUCGGGGCCGAGGGUCGGGUGACCUGUCAUCAGCAGUUCCAGCAGAACUCGUUCAGCGUGACGUGCAAAGAGAUGAAGUCGGGACGCUUCGAGUGGGAUUUGGGUGCACACAAGUGUGUCAGAAAAUGUGAAAUACCCAGAACCUGGGACUCCAGAUUGCAGUUUGCCCCCAAGGGGCAGUUCUACACCCCGGGUGACUUGGUGACGCUGAGCUGCCCUGCGGGGUAUCAGCCGUCAUCGCCUGUGAUUGUAUGUGCCAGAAAUGGGAGCCAGGCUGUCUGGAGUGAGACACCAACCUGCCAGCAGGGAGAGGCCCAGACUCCCCAGCCUGGGGGCCUGGCGCUAGCCGUGGCGGUGCCGCUGCUGGUGCUGCUGGCUGCAGGGGUCCUGCUGCUGUGGUUCAUGCUCACCAGGAAGCGCCAGGCUUCGGCGAGCCGCCCUGCCAAGGAUGCCGGGGAGGCGUUGUACACAGCGGAUGGUGGGAGCCUGUCCUUUGCCAGGAUCCAGCCGGAGGUGCUGGAGAACAGAGACCUGGUGACCUGUUUGCCUGGGAAAGAUACAAAGGCCGGAGGGGGCGGCUGGGCCUGA
This is a messenger RNA of Chelonoidis abingdonii (Abingdon island giant tortoise), 833 nucleotides long. The record is from RefSeq and is a predicted model, not a curated record. NCBI's taxonomy places the organism in Eukaryota, Metazoa, Chordata, Testudines, Testudinidae.